Erythranthe guttata (spotted monkey flower) is the source of this 906-nucleotide messenger RNA. RefSeq lists its product as uncharacterized. The record is from RefSeq and is a predicted model, not a curated record. Gene Ontology annotation, molecular function: protein binding. Lineage: Eukaryota; Viridiplantae; Streptophyta; Magnoliopsida; Lamiales; Phrymaceae.
AUGUCUGUGACAUCAGCAGCAGAUGAAGUUACCACCAUGGAAACAAGAGAGGCAUCACCUUCACAUUUCUUAAUCAAGAUUGAAUCUUUCUCCCUGCUUGAAAAGUGUGGAAUCGAGAAAUACGAGACUAAAGUAUUUGCUGCUGGAGAAUACAAAUGGAGACUAAUAAUCUAUCCUGAUGGGGACAACACUUUCGGAAAAGAUCGCGACUAUGUUUCUGUACAUUUGGCUAUGGCGGAUACAAGUUCAUUGCCUGCAAACUUUGAGGUCAAUGUCGUCUUCACCAUCUUUCUCUUUAAUCAAAUUUCUGACAAUUAUCUUCCUUCACUAGGAAUAACAAGGCGUUUCCAUGCAAUGAAGUCGGAAUGGGGAUUUUCAAAAUUUAUUUCCAAAGAAAUUUUGUUGGAUCCAUCAAACGGAUAUCUAGUUGAUGACAAGUGUGUGUUUGGUGCUGAGGUUUUCGUCAUCAAAAGAGAAGCGGUCACUGAAACUCUGCAUUUGAAGAAUGUGGAUAUCCCUUACAAGCAUGAUUUCAAGAUUUCAAACUUCUCCAAACUGCUAGGCGUUUGGGAAUCUGAAAAAUUUAGUGCUGGAGACCAAGAAUGGAAGAUUAUUCUUUACCCGAAAGGAAAUGGAAAAGCAACCGGCCGUUAUGUGUCCAUCUUUCUGCAUUGCGUCGAAUCCAAAAGUGUGAAAGCAUGUCAUACCAUAUGCAUCAAAAACCAGAUUUCUGAUGAAAACCUUAAAAAAAAUGGUACUCAAUGGUUUUCAGGUUCUACUAGCAGUAGUUGGGGAUGGCUUUCAUUCAUUGAGAUUGCAACUAUAAAUGAUCCUAAAAAUGGAUUCAUUGUGGAUGACUCUUGUCUUUUAGACGUCGAAAUCUCUGUCCUAGCUAUUUCAUAUUGA